CUCUAGUUCCUUACACGCAAAGCACAGAAUCCUUGCCCGCUGGAUCGCCUCUCUCUCCUCAGUCUCUCAGAGAGAGCAACCUCGCUGCUCCGCUGUCAUUUUUGAAAGGGGAAGUGGCAACUCCACCGCAACCACAACCGCCAGCAGAAUACUAAUCGACGAUCGGUUUAUUUCCGUUCUUUCUCGUCAACCGCUGCGCACGACUCGGGAGAAAGGGAAGAAGGCGGGAAUGAUGGCGGGUCGUAGAGAGGGGUCGUUGAUGAGGGACAAGACGCAGUCGUUUCGUGGAUCUCGAAUCGUGACCGCCAUUGUCAUGGGAAUCCUACUGGGUUGCGUCUUCGCCUUCUUGUUUCCUCACGGAUUCCUGAGCUCCUAUCCGCCUAUCCAAAACCGCCGAUUUGGGAAAUCGGAUCUUCAGAUUAGCUCAUCACAAUGUGAAUCAACAGAACGGACUACUGCGUUAAGGUCAGAUAUUGCAUCAUUGUCGGACAAGAAUGAUGAGCUGAAGAAGGAGGUGCAGGAACUAACUGAAAAGCUACGGCUGUCUGAACAAGGAAAGGAUCAUGCACACGAACAGUUUUCUGUGUUAGGUAAACCGCAUAAGGCUGGCCCUUUUGGUACCGUCAAGGGCUUGAGAACUAACCCGGCAGUUGUUCCUGAUGAAUCUGUGAAUCCGAGGUUGGCAAAGAUCUUGGAGGAAGUUGCAGUACAAAAAGAGCUUAUAGUUGCACUUGCGAAUUCAAAUGUGAAAAGCAUGUUGGAGGUAUGGUUUACUAGCAUCAAGAAAGUUGGUAUAACCAAUUAUCUAGUUGUAGGGUUAGAUGAUGAAAUUGAAGAAUUUUGCAAAGCUAAUGGUGUUCCUGUAUACAAAAGAGAUCCAGAUGAGGGUUUUGAUUCAAUUGGGAAGACGGGAGGUAACCAUGCGGUGUCUGGGUUGAAAUUUCGUAUCUUGAGGGAGUUUCUGCAACUAGGUUACAGUGUUCUUCUCUCGGAUGUUGAUAUAGUAUUUUUGCAGAACCCGUUCAAUCAUCUCUACCGGGAUUCUGAUGUAGAGUCCAUGACUGAUGGUCACAAUAACUAUACAGCUUAUGGAUUUAAUGAUGUGUUUGACGAACCCUCUAUGGGGUGGGCUCGAUAUGCUCACACAAUGAGGAUAUGGGUUUAUAACUCUGGUUUCUUUUACAUAAGGCCUACGCUUCCUGCAAUUGAGCUUUUGGAUCGUGUGGCUGAACGACUCUCUAGGCCAGAAAAAGCAUGGGACCAAGCAGUGUUCAACGAGGAACUAUUUUUCCCUUCACAUCCGGGGUACAAUGGGCUUCAUGCUUCCAAGAGAACAAUGGAUUUCUAUCUCUUCAUGAAUAGCAAGGUCCUCUUCAAGACGGUCAGGAAAGACGCUAAUUUGAAAAGGUUGAAACCAGUAAUCCUUCAUGUAAAUUACCACCCGGAUAAACUUCCAAGGAUGCAGGCAAUUAUGGAUUUCUAUGUUAACGGCAAGCAAGAUGCGCUGGAACCUUUCCCUGAUGGUUCUCAAUGGUAGUAUAGUUCAACAGACGGGCCAAAAACUACGUACACAUGCUCUGUUUUUCAAUUGAUACAGCCAUACAGGUUAGGAUAAAUCGACUGCACCUGAUGAGACCAAUUCGAAGCAUUUCCUUUCUUUCUUUCUUUCUUUUUUCCCUGAGUUCCAUUCAAGUUUUGGUUUUGUAUGGAUAGUAAUUUUGAGUUUCACAGAGUAUCCCCUGGGAUGACCUUUGUUCUGUAUCAUAUUAUACCAAGAAAUCUAACUUAAGGGUUUGUCAUCA
This is a messenger RNA of Malus domestica (apple), 1802 nucleotides long. RefSeq names its product arabinosyltransferase RRA3-like. The record is from RefSeq and is a predicted model, not a curated record. Gene Ontology annotation, molecular function: glycosyltransferase activity. NCBI's taxonomy places the organism in Eukaryota, Viridiplantae, Streptophyta, Magnoliopsida, Rosales, Rosaceae. Gene Ontology annotation, biological process: root hair cell development.